UGCCAAAAAGAUGAUACCAACAUUUCUCAGUGGACAGAAAAUGGUCUCUUUUUUCUCUGAUGAAUCCAAUAUAUUUUCUCCGAUAACUGAGAAAAGUCACCAUCUUCGUCUUGUCAUUUAGCUCACCCCAUCACCUCUUCUCUCUCUACACACAGAUAUCAUAAUCUCUUCUAGCUCUCUAGCUCUCCCUUUUCACCUCUGUCAUUUCAUAGGCUUACAUCAAUCUAUCGACAAAUCUAGGGUUACACAGAUUGAGGAAGUCGUCAAAAAUUGACUUUUUUCCCUCAUUUCUGUCGAUUAGGGUUCUAUCUUUACACCACACAAUUUUGUAAUUGUGGAAGAAGAUGUAAUUAAUUUAUGUUCAUGUUCAUGUUCAUGUUCAUGCAAGAUUAAAAUAAUGGAAUGAAGAAAAACAUUUAAAUCUGUAGGUGUAGUGUAGUGUAGUGCAGCAGCCCCAAAGCUUUAAAUGCGCCCAUUUCUGCUUGCUUCAUUGGUAACAGUUCCACCAGUAGUAGCAGUUUUGCAGGCGCCGUUCUCUUUUCUUGCACCCUAUCGUCACCUCUCUCUCUCUCUCAUGCCGUGAUAUUAAUACAGAGAUCUUUUUCCUGAUAUUCUGAUCAAGGGCCCUCCACUGCUGUCUCUAUAUUAUUGAUUGAUUCCUCUCAAUUCUCAAACGCCAUCAAAAUACACGAUAUGUUGGAGGUUCCGGAAUGGCUGCUGGCGCUCUUAUCGGAGAAGUUCUUCAAUUGCUGCGUGAUUCACCUCGAUGCGAAGAAGAAUGAGAAAAACGUAUUUUGCUUGGAUUGCUGCUCCGGAAUCUGCCCUCAUUGUGUGCCGGAGCAUCGCUCCCACCGCCUCUUGCAGAUCAGAAGGUAUGUGUAUCACGAUGUGAUAAGGAUCGCCGACGCCGAUAAACUCAUCGAUUGCGCUCAGAUUCAAACAUACACCACUAACAGCGCGAAAGUAGUUUUCCUGAAUCAGCGGCCGCUGACGCGGCCGCCGAGAGCUUCCGGCAACGUCUGCGUCGGCUGCGACAGAAACCUCCAGGAAUUAUCUCUCUUCUGCUCAAUCUCUUGCAAGCUCGAUCAUAUACUCGAAACCGGCGGCGAGCUGUCGUCGCAUAUUCGAAACUGCGAGUUUCUGGUUUUGCCCGACGGCGCAGACGACGGUCAGAUGACGGCCGACUCGGUGCUCGAACCGUCCGGUUCGACGCGGACCGACUCCGGUUCGAGCAGCGGCGGGUUGGGGGAGUGUCCGUAUCUCAUCUCGACGGCGACGACGGAGGUCGUGAGGAAGAAGCGGAGCGGCCCGGCCGGGUUCAGACCGGGUUGCAGGCCGGCUUCGGAGAUUUCCGAGUCGAUUAUGAACCGGAGGAAGGGUACCCCUCAACGGUCGCCGCUGCAUUGAAAUUGAACCGGGGUGAGGGGCGAGGGGGGUAUAAUUGGUAUUUAACAGAAGAUGGGAUUUGCCUCCCUAAUUUUUGUAGAGCUCUUCCAUUAUUGGGUUUAAUUAAACUGAAUUAAUGGGGGAAUUAGUGGGACCCAUUGAUUUUGAUUAUGUAUACUAGAAAUGGUUAAUCCAAUGGAUUUGUGGGAUCUUAUUUAAGAAUGAAAGGCGACUUGCUUUUUUCAUUAAAUAUGUGGUCUUCAAUUUGA
Molecule: messenger RNA, 1655 nt
Organism: Salvia miltiorrhiza (redroot sage)
Lineage: Eukaryota; Viridiplantae; Streptophyta; Magnoliopsida; Lamiales; Lamiaceae
Product: protein RGF1 INDUCIBLE TRANSCRIPTION FACTOR 1
Exons: 5
Coding region: 694-1407 (237 amino acids)
Source: RefSeq, a predicted model, not a curated record